CUCCUUCCAUAAAUCUCAUUCAACCUUGGAGAAAGUUAGUACAGCGGCAACAGAAGCAGAAAGGAGGAAACUUUAAGUUUAAGCACAACAUAUCUGCUUCUAGGAACCUUGCCCUUUUCCUUCCUGCUGUCAGCACUGUAAUAACAAUCACUACGGCUUCCUUUUGUCCUCAACUCCUCUCUCAUAUCUGCCCACACAUCCUCUUUGUUCCCUCCCUCUAAGGAGAGAGACAAACGCAGAGAAAAAAGGUCAUGGAGGAAGCUAAGGAUGUGAAGAGAGGUAGCAGAAAGUUCAAUCAUUUAGGAGGAAGAAGAACUCAGCCGAACACUCUAAUGGAGCUCUGCAACACUGUUCCAUAUCCUCUUCAUGAGAGAUUCUACUUGCAGAGAGGAUACCAAGCCCACCCUGCUCUUCUUCCUCUUCCCAUCACGCCUCCCUUGCUUCUGUUUAUACCCCCAACUCCAUCUCUUCCGCACCUCAGUUUUCCCAGAUCAAAAGUUAACUUUCAGAAGAAUUUCAGGAAUCAAAACCCUCCUCGCUCUGGAUCUUCAGACGCUCAAGUUGCAUUACUCCCCAUUCCUCAAGAUACAGAGCUUAUAAAGCCGAAAACCAGUAUAUUACCAGCAAAGAAUGGUAAAACAAUGAAUUCAUCAACUUCUUUUGAUGGAGACGCAAAACUCUUCUCUCCAAUGGCGGUGGCUCGAAGACCAGAUCAUGGUGGCAAUGAAGGCUCCCCAAUUUCCCUUCUUGCUAACCAUUUCCUAGUCCGCUUCGAUCCAAGACAGCAAAUUUUCCACUACGAUGUUGAUAUUUCACCGCGGCCGUCCAAGGAGAUAGCUCGAAAGAUCAAGAGGAAGCUUGUGAUGGAGAACUCCGACGUCCUCGCAGGCGCCAUGCCAGUCUUUGAUGGAAGGAAGAAUCUUUAUAGCUCCGUUGAGUUCCAUGACGACAAAAUUGAGUUUUUUGUCACUCUUCCAACUUCCAAAUCUCAAUCUCUGAAUAAGGGAAGUGGUGUUGAUGCGUCUGUGAGUCCAAAAUCAAAGCUUUUUAGAGUUAGCAUCAGAUUGGCAUCCAGACUAAGUGGAGAGGACUUAAACAGAUAUCUGAAAGAAGAUGAAAAAGAUGGAAUCCCCCUUCCUCAGGACUAUCUUCAUGCCUUAGAUGUCGUUCUUCGCGAAAGCCCUGCUGAGAACUGCAUCUCAAUCGGUCGUUCUCUGUUCUCCAGCUCCAUGGGAGGAGCUAAAGACAUUGGCGGAGGAGCUGUGGGACUCAGAGGUUUCUUCCAGAGCCUCAGAGCGACUCAGCAAGGCUUAUCUCUCAACUUAGAUUUCUCAGUGACUGCUUUUCAUGAGAGCAUUGGCGUCAUUCCUUACUUGCAGAAACACUGCAAGUCGCUGAAAGAUCUUUCUGAAGCUAAAACAAGGAGUUUUAGCGAGGAGGAGAAGAAGGAAGUGGAAAAAGCUUUGAAAAACAUAAGAAUCUUUGUCUGUCACAGAGAAACAGAUCAAAGAUAUCGAGUCUAUGGUUUGACAAACGAAGUUGCAGAGAAUCUGAAGUUCAGAGACAGGGAUGGAACGGAGCUUUCGUUGGUUGAGUACUAUAAGGAUCAGUACAGCUAUGAGAUACAGUUCAGAAAGCUUCCAUGUCUGCAGAUAAGUAGGAGCAAGCCGUGUUAUCUUCCCAUGGAGCUCUGUGUGGUCUGUGAUGGGCAGAAGUUUCUGGGAAAGCUUUCGGAUGAUCAGACUGCGAAGAUCUUUAAGAUGGGCUGCCAAAGACCGGCGGAACGAAGAGAGAUUAUCAAUAAGAUCAUGAAAGGAGAAGAUGGUCCAACUAGUGGUCGCUAUGCCAAGGAGUUCAAGCUCGACAUAUCAAGGGAGAUGACCCAGCUCCAUGGAAGAAUUCUCCAACCUCCCAAGCUAAAACUUGGCGACGGCGGCCACAUCAGAGAUCUCACUCCUUCGCGGCAAGAUCGGCAGUGGAAUCUUCUCAACUCCCACGUCGCCGAGGGCACCCAAAUCAAACAAUGGGCUUUGAUCAGCUUCGGUGGCGCCGCCGAACACCACUCCUCGAUCCCCAACUUCAUCAACCAGCUCUCGCUCCGCUGCGAACAAGCUGGAAUUUUGCUGAACAAAUCCACCUUCAUCCCCCCUCUAUUCGAGCCGAUGAAGAUUCUCAACAAUGUCUCAGCUUUAGAUUCCAAACUCAGAAAAAUUCAUGAAUCUUCUUCAUCAAAUCUUCAACUUUUGAUCUUUGUGAUGGAGAAGAAGCACAGGGGAUAUGCGGAUUUGAAACGAAUUGCAGAAACCGGCAUUGGCGUUGUCAGCCAAUGCUGCCUAUAUUCAAAUCUCACCAAACUGAGCCCCCAAUUCCUCUCCAAUCUCGCAUUAAAGAUAAACGCCAAACUCGGAGGCAGCAAUGUGGCUCUCUUCAACACCAUCCCCUGCCAAUUCCCCUGCAUUUUUGCCGGCGACGAACCUGCCAUGUUCAUGGGUGCCGACGUAACCCACCCGCAUCCGCUCGACGACUCCAGCCCAUCCGUGGCCGCCGUCGUUGCCAGCAUGAACUGGCCGGCGGCCAACAAAUACAUUCCCCGCAUGAGAUCUCAAACUCACCGGCAAGAAAUCAUCGAAGAACUGGACCAAAUGGUGCGGGAACUUCUCGAAGAUUUCGUCGCCUCUGUUCGCCGGCUUCCGGCGCGCAUCAUCUUCUUCAGGGACGGCGUAAGCGAGACGCAGUUUCAGAAGGUGCUGAAACAUGAACUCCGCGCGAUUCGCACGGCUUGUUCCAAGUUUGGGGAUUACCAGCCGUCCAUAACCUUCGCGGUGGUGCAGAAGCGGCACCACACGAGAUUGUUUGUGAAUCAAAAGCUUCAAUUUUGCGGCGAGAACAUACCGCCGGGGACGGUGGUGGAUACAGUGAUAACUCAUCCGAGGGAAUUUGAUUUCUUUUUGUGCAGCCAUUGGGGGAUGAAGGGGACGAGCAGACCGACGCAUUAUCAUGUGCUGUGGGAUGAGAACAAAUUCAAAUCCGAUGAGUUUCAGAAGCUGAUACAUGACCUGUGCUACACAUUUGUGAGAUGUACGAAGCCUGUUUCGCUUGUGCCGCCGGCUUAUUAUGCGCAUUUGGCUGCGUAUAGAGGGAGAUUGUAUAUUGAGAGAGGAGCAGAGUUUAACGCUGGGAGGAGAAGUAGUGCAGUCUGCAGAACGAAGCCGGGGAAGGCGGAGCCAUUGCCGAAGAUUAGAGAUAGUGUGAAGAAGCUUAUGUUUUAUUGUUGAUGUGACAGUUUCUUGCUGUAAUUUGUGUAUAGAUUUUUGCAUGCAUAGAUCAAUUGUGAGAGCUGUAAUUGUCUGAAAAUAUGGAUUGAAAAAAUGUUUGUGUUUGAAAUUGGAUGGAAUUAUCAUAUUACCCCUUGUUUUUAGGAUUUUUGCAUGUUGCA
This is a messenger RNA of Phalaenopsis equestris, 3436 nucleotides long. Its product is annotated as protein argonaute 7. Gene Ontology annotation, cellular component: cytoplasm. Gene Ontology annotation, biological process: regulatory ncRNA-mediated post-transcriptional gene silencing. The transcript is spliced from 3 exons. Gene Ontology annotation, molecular function: RNA binding; protein binding. Lineage: Eukaryota; Viridiplantae; Streptophyta; Magnoliopsida; Asparagales; Orchidaceae. The record is from RefSeq and is a predicted model, not a curated record. The coding region runs from base 252 to 3275 and encodes 1007 amino acids.